GUAUCAAAUUAAGGUAGAAAAAAAAAAUGCACAAGCACAAGGCACGUAGAGGAACCGAGAGUUUUGUUGUUAUACAAAUAAGAGGUAGUAGUACUGAAGAAGAAGAGAAAGAAUUAGAAGAACAAGGCAUUGAACAAAAACAAAUCCCUCAACCUCAUCCAAAGUUGAACCUCUCUGCCAUGAAGCUCUUCCAACGCUUCCGCAAGAUCUUGAUGCGCUUCGUGUUCUCUGUGCCUUCUCGUCGCUCCUCGGAUUCAAGGCACAAAGUUUCUGACAGGUUUGAACCGCCGAAGACGUCAUGCAGUUCCUACUAUUCCUCUUACUCUCAUUACAAUGAGGCCAUUGCGGAUUGCAUCGAGUUUUUCAAUAAGUCAGCACAAGAUGGCGUUUUGGAUGGUCGAAAAUCUGAUGUUGUCUGAACCUAUACCUUUCGUUAAUUAGUGUCCUCUCUCAUAUGUGCCUCGUUAUACUUAUUAUAUUGUUUUCCUCAUGUAUA
This is a messenger RNA of Cajanus cajan (pigeon pea), 496 nucleotides long. RefSeq lists its product as uncharacterized. The record is from RefSeq and is a predicted model, not a curated record. Lineage: Eukaryota; Viridiplantae; Streptophyta; Magnoliopsida; Fabales; Fabaceae.